Penicillium odoratum is the source of this 510-nucleotide messenger RNA. RefSeq lists its product as uncharacterized. Bases 1 to 510 code for a protein of 169 amino acids. The record is from RefSeq and is a predicted model, not a curated record. The transcript has 2 exons. Lineage: Eukaryota; Fungi; Ascomycota; Eurotiomycetes; Eurotiales; Aspergillaceae.
AUGGAUACGCCCGAUUUCAAGAUUGCCGUACUCACAGCCGUCGCUUCUCCCCAACAACCCAUACAACUCGCAUUACACUACGAACUCAGUCAGUAUCAAACCGUCAACACGACGGCAUCAGUUCUAGGGCUCCAAAUCCUCCAGCACAUGACGUUCCCCUCGCGUACACGGCGUCGAUGGCACGCUGGGAGCCACUUGAUAUCGGCAGGAUGGAUGAUUAGUGUCCCGACUGCCAUGGACUACACUGGAUCGACGAGAUCACGUCACCAGGAAACUCUACGAAGAAGUACACAACGUGUGCUUCGUCGUGCCUCUCACAAUAUGGUCGAGCGUCGCCGUCGCGACAACUUCACGAACGUGUCUAAAAUCUAUCCCUCUUUAUACACCAAUCAUUCGAAAUCUUUGUCCGUAGCCAAACCUAAGCUGGACAAGAAACCCAAACAAGCCCGCAAGAACGGAACUUCUGAAAGCAGUGCCGAAGCCGCCACCGCAGCACAAACUGGCGGGUAG